GAUUCCAGCCCUCCUUGCAAGGAGGUGGAUUCCGCUGCCAGUACAUCUCGGCAGCGCUUGUUGCUGCAGUUCGGUUGGGUUUGCACCUUUAAGGAGUGGGGGAAGAGGAAGAAGAGGAAGAAGGACGAACAGCAGUUGCAGCAGAAGCAGCAGUAGCCCUAGGAGGAGGGCAAGGAGGAGGAGGAGAAGCAAGACCCCCAAUGACCAUUUUGGUCUUGAGUGGCUGGGCUCGGGAUGGAGUGAACAAGCUAGUGACUGGAAGAGGGGGGGUGGGUCGGGGUGGGGUGGGGGGGACUGUGCAGAGGCUAGAAAGAGAAAAAGGAGGCUCGACUGGUCCCUGCGAAAUUCGGGAUUAAAUUGGGAGAGAUCGCUUGAGGGAAAUGGAUUCUGUACCCUCACUGGCCAGCGGUUUUACUUUACUAUUCUCCGUCUUGUGGCAUAUAGGAUCUACAGCUACAAACUACAACUGUGAUAAUCCUUUAUCAGCCCUGCUGCCUCAAACAGCCUUUUCCAGUUCAUCAGAACUCUUUGGCUCGCCCAGCCCAGCCCAACUCAACAGAAGAAUUGGACCUGGUGGUUGGUCCCCAGUGAAUUCUAAUGCUCAACAAUGGCUCCAGAUUGAUCUAGGAAAUAGAGUGGAGAUUACUGCAGUGGCUACCCAAGGAAGAUAUGGAAGCUCUGACUGGGUAACAAGUUAUAUACUGAUGUUUAGUGAUACCGGACGUAACUGGAAGCAAUAUAAGCAAGAAGACAAUAUCUGGACUUUUUCAGGAAAUACCAAUGCUGACAGUAUCGUGCACCACAAAUUCUUACACUCAGUGAAAGCCCGGUUCAUCCGAUUUGUCCCAAUGGAAUGGAAUCCAAAUGGAAAGAUAGGCAUGAGGGUCGAAGUCUAUGGAUGCUCAUAUAAAUCAGAUGUUGCUGACUUUGAUGGCAGAAGCUCCCUUCUGUACAGAUUUAAUCAGAAGUUAAUGAGCACUUUUAAAGAUGUGAUCUCCCUGAAGUUCAAGAGUAUGCAAGGAGAUGGAGUCUUGUUCCAUGGAGAGGGCCAACAUGGAGAUUACAUAACACUGGAGCUACAGAAGGGGAAACUCUCCUUACAUAUCAACUUGGGUGACAGUAAACUUCGUUUCAGUAACAGUCAGCCCUCAGUUAUUCUAGGCAGUCUUCUGGAUGACCAGCACUGGCACUCAGUUCUCAUUGAGCGGUUCAAUAAACAAGUAAACUUCACGGUGGACAAGCACACUCAACAUUUCCGGGCUAAAGGAGAUGGUGAUUAUUUGGACAUUGAUUAUGAGCUCAGUUUUGGAGGGAUUCCAGUCCCAGGCAAACCAGGAACAUUCCUAAAGAAAAACUUUCAUGGAUGCAUUGAAAACCUUUAUUAUAAUGGAGUCAACAUAAUUGAUUUGGCCAAAAGACGAAAACAUCAGAUCUAUACUGUGGGCAAUGUCACUUUUUCCUGCUCAGAACCACAAAUCGUUCCCAUCACGUUUGUCAACUCCAGCAGCAGUUAUUUGUUACUGCCCGGCACCCCCCAAAUUGAUGGGCUCUCGGUGAGUUUCCAGUUUCGAACUUGGAACAGAGAUGGUCUGCUCCUGUCAACAGCACUGUCAGAGGAUUCUGGAAUCCUGCUGCUCUAUCUAGAAGAUGGCUUGCUGAGGCUUGUUAUCCAGAAAAUGACAGAACGCUCCAUGGAAAUCCCCACAGGAAGCAACCUAAAUGAUGGCCUGUGGCAUUCAGUUAGCAUCAAUGCCAGAAGGAACCGCAUUACUUUGACAUUGGAUAAUGAUGCAGCAUCCGCUGCUCAUGAAACCACUAGGCUCCAGAUUUACUCUGGGAAUAGCUACUACUUUGGAGGGUGCCCUGACAAUUUCACCGAAUCUCAAUGUUUAAAUCCCAUUAAGGCUUUCCAAGGCUGCAUGAGGCUCAUCUUUAUUGAUAACCAGCCCAAGGACCUCAUUUCAGUUCAGCAAGGUUCCCUGGGGAAUUUUAGUGAUUUACACAUUGAUCUGUGUAGCAUCAAAGACAGAUGUCUACCGAACUACUGUGAACAUGGAGGAACAUGUGCUCAGUCCUGGGCAACCUUUUACUGUAACUGCAGUGACACAGGUUAUACUGGAGCCACGUGUCAUAACUCUAUCUAUGAGCAGUCGUGUGAAGCCUAUCGACACAAGGGAAAUACCUCCGGCUUCUUCCACAUUGAUCCAGAUGGCAGUGGGCCACUUGACCCUCUUUAUGUUUACUGCAACAUAACAGAGGAUAAGAUCUGGACUGCCGUGCAGCACAACAACACAGAGCUCAUUCGAGUGAGAGGGGCACAUCCCAAGAGGCCCUAUGUCAUGUACUUUAACUACAGCAGUAGCAUGGAGCAGCUAGAGGCGAUGAUCAACGGGGCAGAGUACUGUGAGCAGGAGACCAUUUACCACUGCAAGAAAUCUCGACUGCUGAACACCCCCAAUGGUAUGCCAUUUACUUGGUGGAUUGGAAGAGCCAAUGAAAAACACCCUUACUGGGGAGGUUCCCUUCCUGGAGUUCAGCAAUGUGCAUGUGGGCUGGAAGAGAGUUGCUUGGACAUGAGGCACUUUUGCAAUUGUGAUGCAGACAAAGAAGAAUGGACAAAUGACACUGGCCUUCUUUCCUUCAAAGACCACUUGCCUGUCACCCAGAUAGUUAUCACUGAUACCAACAGAUCAAACUCAGAAGCUGCCUGGAGAAUUGGUCCAUUACGUUGCUAUGGCGACCGGCAUUUUUGGAAUGCGGCCUCAUUUAAUACAGAAGCCUCUUACCUUCACUUCCCCACCUUUCAUGCUGAGUUCAGUGCUGAUAUUUCAUUUUUUUUCAAAACCACGGCUUUGUCUGGCAUCUUCUUGGAAAAUCUGGGCAUUAAAGACUUCAUUCGACUGGAAAUAAGCUCCCCCUCAGAAGUCACUUUUGCCCUUGAUGUUGGGAAUGGUCCAAUGGAGCUCACAGUUCUCUCUCCAACUCCCCUGAAUGACAACCAGUGGCAUUAUGUCCAGGCUGAGAGAAACCUCAAGCAGACUUUGCUCCAGGUGGAUGACCUUCCAGCAAAGAUACUGGAGACACAAGAGGAUGGGCAUUUUCGAUUGCAGUUAAAUAGUCAAUUAUUUGUAGGUGGCACAGCAUCAAGACAGAAAGGAUUCCUAGGAUGUAUUCGCUCCUUACAUUUAAAUGGGCAGAAACUUGAUCUUGAAGAGAAGGCCUUGGUCACACCUGGAGUCAAGCCUGGAUGCCCUGGACACUGCAGCAGUUAUGGAAACUUUUGUCACAAUGGAGGGAAGUGUGUCGAGAAGUAUAAUGGAUACCUCUGUGACUGUACCAACUCCCCAUAUGAAGGACCCUUUUGUAAAAAAGAGGUUUCUGCAAUUUUUGAAGCCGGUACUUCUGUUACCUAUGUUUUCCAAGAGCCUUAUCCAGUGACCAAGAAUACAAGUCUUUCUUCCUCAGCCAUUUAUGUGGAUUCUGUGCCAUCAUCUAAAGAGAAUAUUGCAUUUAAUUUCUUGACAGGCCAAACACCCUGCCUUCUACUGUACAUUGACUCUUACUUUCAGGACUACUUGGCUGUUCUUCUUAGUAAGAAUGGAAAUUUACAGGUUCGAUAUCAGCUCAGUAAGGAGAGAGUUCAUGUAUGCACCUUCGAUGCGGAAAACUUUGCCAACCGACGAAUGCACCAUGUGAAGAUUAACAGAGACGGGAAAGAGCUCACUAUUCAGGUGGACCAGCAUCCUAUAUACAGAUAUAACUUCUCCUCAGAAGUUGACUUCCGGGCUGUAAGGUCCCUCACAUUGGGUAAGGUCACAGAUAGCCUGGGACUAGAUGUUGAAGUCUCCAAAGUGAACACCGUUGGGUUUGUUGGAUGCCUGUCAUCAGUCCAGUAUAACCACAUAGCACCACUGAAGGCAGCCUUGCGCCAUCCCAGCAUUGCCCCUGUCUCUGUGAAAGGUAUUUUGGUGGAGGCUAACUGCAGGUCUGUAAUGGAAGCAGACAUAAACACAGUGACAACAGUGUACUCUUCAUCAGAUCCUUUUGGGAAGACAGAUGAACGGGAACCUCUCACCAAUGCAGUUAGGAGUGAUUCGGCUGUCAUUGGAGGUGUAAUAGCCGUGGUUAUAUUCAUCAUCUUCUGCAUCAUUGGUAUCAUGACUCGAUUCCUUUACCAACAUAAACACUCACAUCGAACUAACCAGAUGAAGGAGAAAGAAUACCCAGAAAAUUUGGAAAAUUCCUUUAGGAAUGAUAUUGACUUGCAAAACACAGUAAGCGAGUGUAAAAGGGAGUAUUUCAUCUAAUGGACUAAAUGGUACCCACACAUUAUUUUUCCCGUUUCUGUUUUCUAUAUCCUCCUUCUUGAUUUUCCUCCAUAUUUUGGGAAGACCCUACAGUAACCCUCACCCCAAUCCCAAGAGACUCCCAACAACUAUUAUACCACCUCCUCCGCACAAGCCUGUCCUGGUGACAACGACCACUCAAGAGACCUGCUAUACUACUUUAGACCGAAUAAGAGCCACAUAUGAGCAUGAUUACCUAUUGAUUUUUUUUCUAUUCCCACAGUUUUUAAAGUACUUUGUUAUGUUCCACAGUUACUCAGUCUCACUGAUCUGCAUUUACACUUUGUGGUAAGCAAUGCUGGGGUACAUUUAUAAACCUCUUCCUGACCCCCAUGCUUCCAUUUGUGAAAUACAGAGGAGAGAAAAAUCCUGGAUUCCUGAUUCAUUUCAGUGGCAUGUCAAAAGGUUCAAGAGAGAUAUUUGUUGUUGUCAUAGUUAAUUUAUCAUAGUCAGCUCCUUCGUCAAUCCUCUCCACUUUUUACUAUAACUUUUAGGCUCUGAGAUUUUGCAAAUAUAGGAUUACUGAUAGUAGCAACAGGUACAAGUAAAUUAAUGUACACCUCACUCAACACCGCCUUAUGGGGUCAAUCAUUUAGAACAGCAUACAAUAGCAUAAUCUAGGUGAAGCAUGAAGAAAAUAGUAGUCUGAAAUUAAAGGAGAAAAAGUAAAAGGAAGCUGCUAAAAUUAGAUUUCUUUUUGGUAUCUUUAUUGAUGCCUCUUUCAUUUUUAUAUGAUAUGUUAGCUAGGCUACUGCCUACUGGUGUCAGAGGUCCAAUAUGUGAUGGAAUAAGAAAAUCCAGGUAAAUUUUCUUAAACACUCAGCAUCAUGAAACCUUAAUUGCAUAACAUGAAGAACUGCAUGAAAGAAAAUAAAUACUAGGGACUGGAAUAUAGCAAGGGUUAAAUUGCAUUAACCACUUUGAGUAGAUAGAAUCAAUCCCAUUCAAAAUGUCCACUUAUUCUGACCACUUUCAAAAUGCUGUUUAUAAUUAGAUGAGUUGCUUAUGCUGACCUCCUGGGGGAAGUACAUUCUGGAAAUUGUGCUAAUUUAGUGGUUUUCAUUGGAAUACAAAACUACAUAUCCCUUAAAAAUAUGUUGCACUUUCUUUGUCCCAAAGAUAGAUCUGUAUGUAAUCCAGGGGUUUGCGCUCUCCUUGAUAUCUCUUCUGAUUUCUUUUGGUUUUGUAUUAAGCACAUUAAAGGAACACAAAUAAACUUUUGUCCUUUGACCACCCUGGAGAAAAGGAAAGCAGGGAAUGGGAGGGUGGGGUGGGGGGGCUCACUACCAAAUACCAAUGGAGUGAUUCACAGAUGUGAACGCCACUUGCUGAUUCUGUUUACAAGACAAACUCGAUUUUGAAAACAAUUACCGCUUUGCUGCUUCUAGGCCCUGACAGUUAGCAGACGCUCCAUCUUGUUCUCAGUGUUUAUAUUGCAUUUGAUUAUUUAACGCUCCCUUUGCGUGACAUGACUCCCAAUGUUGAGCUCAUUAGUUCCAUUCAUUUCGGGUUUCUCUUUGCUUUUGGUGGCUAAAAUGAUAGGAAAAUGAUCUGUCUUACAUUUGGGUUUCUCUGCUUUGGGACCUUACACUAAAGACCAUGAUUGUUCCUCAUUUUCUAAUGCCUGCAGACUCCUCUGUCACCUCAUUGUUUUCACUUGUCUUUGUCCUAGUAAAUUUCUUUUAAGUGAUUCUAAUAAGGAUGCAAUGUUUCUUUCCCCUCAUGAACUUAAUUGACUUUAAUAAACAUAAAGUUAUUUCAAUUUCACUUCUCCCAAUCCCACGACCCCCACAGAUUGUCAGAGUUGAAUUUUCUAAUUCUAAAAAGGUAGCAUAAAUCAGCCUUGUGCUAUGUUACAUGCUCCUCCUGAAAUAAAAGUCACAAUAAAGAGGAAGAAGUCUAGCCUGAAGCCUCUCUAAUAAUGAAAUGGAAAGAAAAGGGAGUGUGUGAGUAAUAAAGCUGAAUGCCUUCAUUAUUCAAGCUUCUAGAAGAGGAGGCUGUUGUGUUUGUUGUUUUUUUUUUUAAUUUUUGCUGACAAGGCUCAGAUGAAAUUAUAUACAUAUAUGAAAGUCUCACAAAGGCCAGAGUGGAACAAUUUGGUUUUCUCACCUACUUCUGUAUGCAUUUAGGGAGCUAUAGAGGCUUCAUGGCUGUAUCACUAGCACAAAUAUCCUUGCGCAUAUGCAUACAUACUGCUGCACCUGCAUUCACUUACCAUAUUUAUUCCAUAUAUGCUCUGGUUUAAAAAGAGGUUUGUGCAUAUGGUGCUCUCACUAUGUCACUUAUUUGAAAUGAGACUCAGAAGGAAAUCAGGUUUGGUAGGAGAGUAAUUGAAAGAUCAUUGACAUGAUUUUGUCAUCUAAGAGAAUGGUUUGUCCCUCCGUGGAUCUAAAUGAAUAGCAAAUAAGCAAGCUGUGCCCUUUAAAGUCAAAUGGGAUUUACAGUGGUGAAAAGAGAGCACUGACCCACACCUGUCCUUUCUCUUUGGAAGGAUGGAUCCCUGCUGUUUCAUGCAGUUGUUAAAGUUCAAGACUGUUACAUCCCUGGGGUAAUUAAACACAUUCUCUAGAAACACAUGUACAGUUUGUACAAUCCCAUAUAAUCCACAUUUAUCCCACUUUUCCCUCUAGCCCAAUAGAUGGGUUUCCUAAAUGCAUAAUGAUGUUCUGUGUGUCACCUCAGCCCACAGUUCAGACCCUCAGUACUUAAUGACCAUUUUUUACAAAAGAUUUUAUGAAAUACUGUCACUUUACAGCAAAACCAAAAAAGACAAAACAAUGGAAUUUAAAAAAAAACCUGUAUAAUUUCACAUUUAAAAGGAGCUCUAUCACUGAUAUUAUUUCCACCAAAUAAAUCUCCUAUUUUCUUAGUUCACAUCAAUUUAUAGUAGGUUUACUUAACUGGGGGGUAUUUUUAAUACUCACUCUACCAUGCAUUGUUUACUCAGGUUAUACUUCCAGGUUUACUAAGAGAAUUUCAUUAAGAAUAAAGAAAAAAAAAAGGCCUUUUGUUCAAAAGCCUAUCAUAGAGAUAUUUUGGAUGCCUGAAUUCUUUAUCACAUGCAUUUUGGGCAUUUGCAUUAGGGGAAACUGUGUUGUGAAUUAUAUCCUCAUCUGUGUCUUAGAGGCAAAAAGGAGGUAACCGAGUAAUCCCUUCCCUUCUCUAAUAUCAGAUCUACUACUCCAUACUUAAAAUUAUAAUAAGGGCUGAAAAUAAAAUAAAUAGUUAAAUAUCAGAUCUGAGGCCCAUUUCAUUUUUAAUACUCUUACCUUACCUUUUAGAACUUAUAGUAAAUAUCAGUUCCCUUGCAAAAGAAUGGUAGGGGCUAGACAAUUAGGGUAAAGUGACUUGUCCAGGGUCAUACAGCUAGGAAGCAUUUUGAGGCCAGAUAUGAAUGCAGGACCUCCCAUCUCCAGGCCUUGGCUAUCUAUCUACUGAGCUACCUAGCUUCCCUGGCCAAUUUGUUUUUACAAAAUUCUUAAUGAAGAUUUAGGACAAUAUUUUUCCCAUUGAUAUAAAUUUGCUACCUUUUGUUCCAGCUAACCCACUUCUCAUCUUAUAAUCAUCUGUUCUAGGCAAUUGACAACUUACAAAGUUCUUGAGAGCCAUGGACAAAUCACAUGACAGAUCAAAUCAUUAUGAGUAGUUAGUCUGGCUGCUCUGUAAAUCUGUAGCAUACAUUGGGGUCUGAAUUAUUUUGAGUCUUUUACCUUUUGUCUGCUUUAUUUAGCUAGACAGAUGCAAAUUGUUGAAGUUAUUAUAUGAUGCUCCAAAAAGCUUCUACUUUUAAUACUGAACUCAUAUAAAUGAAUAUAAAAUUGAAAUCCUGGGAACAACAUUUUGGAUAGUACAUCUUUCUCUCUGACCCGCUUUCCUCCAACUUGCAUGAAUUUAAAUCAAUGAAUAAUACUUUUUGGAACUUAUAUACUCUUUUUUUUCCUCUCUUCAGUUUGGAGUUGUCUUUUCUGCUCUUGUGGCAUCCUUGCUAUUUUUGUUUCUUUCCUGGCUUUUUAACAAUGUUUUGGCAAUAACAAUGCAGGCCAGAGACAUAUAUUAUUCUUUCAUCAUAACCCCCACUCUUUAAUAAAGGACUAAUUUAAGGGAGCUCUUGAAUAUCAUAUGGAAAAUAUUUUAGGAAGAGGGAGAUAAUAAAUUUUCUAGCAGUAAUGGUUUUUCCAAGAGAAAUUUCACAAAGCAAGGGUUCUAGAAUGAGUCCCAUUUCAUACAUUGGGCAACUGAUGUCCUGUCUUGAUAGCAGGAUAUUUUUUAAUGAAGAUGACAGACAUGAGACCACACAGAUUCAUGCUCAGUCUUUCCUCAAAAAAUUUCUGUUAGCCCUUAUUUUUAUUUUAUGUCCCUUUACAAGUGAAAAUCACAACCCUGGCUAACUAAGGGACAUGUGGACAGUGCAGUUUUCUGUAACUUUUUCUCAUUAUCUAAAAGUAUGGGAUUUUAUUCCUCUCUCUUGUUUCCCAUAGGUGAUAAUUAGAUUCUCCUCCACCUCCCCACCAGAAAGGGUUUUUUUAGAUAAUAAGUAGAGGCCAAUAAAAGGAAUCAAUAUUAGGUUUCAAUAUCUAAAAAAGCAACUGAGUGCUAUAUCAUGUUCUUCAUGCAAUUUAACAAUAUUUUAUUUUGAAAUAAGUGGCAUAAUUGAAUACUUUCCAAGUGCUGCUUUAGUGCCCCUCCCUUUCCAAAAGCACAGUUAUCAAGCUUAAAGUGUUUGUUUUUUGUUUUCUUCGGCUCUCUGGCUUUGAUUUUACUAAUUCAAAGUAGUUGAAUGCAUGGUAGAGAAGAAAAAAAAAUCACAUUGUCAAAAAAGAGGUCUGUUAUAUGUUUUCUCCAAGAAAUACUUUACAUUUUUUUUCUAUUGGGUACAAGACCACCAUAAACAAUUUUUUUUUCAAAUGUUUAGGACUGGUCUUAAAGUUGUUAGGCUUCUGAGCAAAAUUUGGCAUUGUUCUUUUAAGACAUACCAUUUUUUUAAGAUUUAAAAUUUCCCCCCCUCCUGGUGUUGUGAACUAUGACUCAAUUUGCCAGGAUAUUGGGCUAGCCAUGCAUGCAAAUAAAGUUUGAAAUCAGACUUUUUUUGGCCUUCUUUUUUCUUCUUGCUUCAUUUCUUCCUUUUUUUUUCUUCCUUCCCCUACUUUUUUCCCCCAAUAAGCUACUCUGAGGAGGAAUAAAAGCACACUUUCCAGUGAAAUAUUGUACUUUGUAACCUAAUUGUUUGUCUUUUGUAAUGUUUAGAGUCUACAAAUGGCUGAACAGAUUAAGUAAGGAUUAAGGCAACUAUUUAGACACAUCAGACAUAUUUCUUAAAGCACUUGGGCUAGUUUUGGAAGGAUCAGACAUGGACAGGGCUAUCCUUCUAUCAUGCCAGUUGUAGCUAUCCCUAUUGCGUAAUGCCCCAUGCAUUUUAGACUAUGUGUAGCCCUUUAGAAUAAUCAUAUUAUAUCUUAGUAAACACCAAGGGCUUUGCAUGGGGAAUUUAUUUAUUCACCCUCAACUCUGCAUGACAUUCUUAGAAUCCAACUCCAACCAUCCUCCAGAUAUUUGUCAGCUACGUACUUUAUUUAGUCAAGUUAUCUGCUAUUACAUAAAAACAUUGUCAUGUAAAAUACUUAAAUUGAAGUCCAUCUUUACCAAAGUUACCUGUAAAUGAAACUUUAUUGCUUUGUGUUUACAAAACUGAACAGCCUUCACAGUUUAUUCCCUGGAUUUAUUGUACUAAGUCAGAAUAAUCUUGCCAUAUCCGGUGGCUUUUCAGGGACAGUUCAGUGUCAGUUUUCUUUUGUUUUUCCCCUUCUAUGGUGCUGCUGUCUUCAGCAGCAUUAAGAUGAUGAUAGAUUGGCUUUUUUCUUUAAAGAUGACCCUUCCUGCUAUAAUUCAGGUAGGGGGGAAGGUUGGGAGGACAUUCUUUGCACUGGUUUUCUUACAGCAGUGGUGGAUUUGCAUUCAUCUCUUCAUACUCUAUCACCCACAUCUUUUAGGGAUCCAGGGCACACAGAAGCCCAAUGGCCAGAUAGAGUUAGGGUACAGUCUAUGUAUACAGAAUAAAGUGAAGCAAACUGGCUGAUAGGGGAGCUUAGCCCAUGACCUUGUCCUCCUCAUUGCAAUGCUCUAACAAGUCCUAGACUCUAAUAGUAUUAUCAGAGAAGGAGAGUUGGGGAGAAAAAGAAAGAUAUGCAAUAUGUAACCUAAGCAUCACAUUAUAUUUGCUGGCACCUCACUUGAAUGUGAUCCUUUCCAAUGUAUCUUUAAGGGAUAAUAAGGCUAAGUGAGCUUGCUUUGCCAUACAUGCUGAGAGUAAAAAUCUCCUUUGAAAGUUUUAAAUGAAAUAUUAACACAAUCACUUCCCUCUGAAUGACAGCAGAGUCUCAACUUUUGUAACCUCAUUCUGCCUCAAAUCUGCCUUCAGGGAAACAGUAAACCUCACUCUCAGUGACUUAACAAGGGUUCAGGGAUGGUUUCCAUUUACUAAGGUAUCAGAAUGAGGAACAUUUUUGUUAUGAAUCUGGGGACACUUUCCCAAUGAUUCCUCUGCCUGCUUACAUCUCACUGCUGUACCUGGCUGAAGUCUUUUUGUUGUCAGCCCCUAGAUUGGUGACCCAUGUUAUUAGCAGGAGCAAGUGUUGAGAGCCUCCAAAGAAAUGUUGCCUUAUCAGAUGAGGUGGGAAGAAGAGGUGCUCACUAUGUAACAGACAAUUCAGUCAGGGAGUUCAUCACUACCAUCACGCAGGGUCCUUUGACUUCUAGGAACUAGAGAAAACAAGUCACUUUCAAUUUGUGAGGAAGAAAAAGAAAAUGACCACAAAUUUAUUUUUUAAAGGCUCAGUAAAAGUAAAAGAAAUGAGUAAACAAAUAUAAAUGAAUUGAUGAAUAAAAAUAAAAAAGCUUCACCUCUAUUUGUACCCUCGCCCAAGUCCUUGUGAAGGUCUAGAUUUUAUUUCAAUUGUAUGAAUUUUUUUUAACAGUCCCAAGGGAUGUUGCCUCAAUCCAAGUCAGUUUUGUAGACAAUGUAACAUGUCUUAAUACACUGUAUGGGGAAAAAGGUUAGCCUUAGCUUCUUUUGUUUUCUAUGGUUAUUGUUGUACAGGAGAAAGACUUAAACUGUAAAUAAUGUAUAUUUAAUAAAGAGAGAAUUUUGUAUGAUUUUGUGUGGAAGA
Monodelphis domestica (gray short-tailed opossum) is the source of this 11509-nucleotide messenger RNA. It is a transcript of the gene CNTNAP5, whose product is annotated as contactin associated protein family member 5. The record is from RefSeq and is a predicted model, not a curated record. Gene Ontology annotation, molecular function: calcium ion binding. NCBI's taxonomy places the organism in Eukaryota, Metazoa, Chordata, Mammalia, Didelphimorphia, Didelphidae.